CCAUUCCGGCUCAGAGGCGGCGUUAGCCAAUCCAAGCGAUCUCCGCUCAAAUCGGAAAGUAUUUAAAGGCCUACUGCAAUUCCGACGCGUACGCCCUGGUACGCCUCAUGUCGACUACUGCACCUCCCCAGCCUCCCCCUGCGCGUCGCGUCAUCACUGGCCACACGCCAGAUGGCAAGGCAAUCUUCGUCAAGGAUGAACCUGUCCGCUUUUGGCCUGCUCAGGGGACGACGACGAUGUUGUCAGAUGCAUAUCGGUCGUUCGGCUUCCCGAUAAGCAACGACGGAGGUCUCGAGGAUGUCCUCAAGCCCCGCGAUGACGAGAUUGUGAACUCCAAUGGGAGUGUCUUCCGCAUUAUGGACAUGCCUCCUCACACGGAAACGGUUCUCCAUCGUACACUCACGAUCGACUAUGGCAUCCAUGUCCAAGGGGCCCUCACUCUAGUGCUUGACGACAACAAACGCACAGUCUUGAAGCCCGGCGACGUUGUCGUCCAACGUGGAACGAUCCACGCCUGGGUCAACGCAUCGGACGAGUGGACGCGGACGUAUUUUGUUCUGCUCACGGCAAACAAAGUGAAGCCUGGGGAGAAGGAGCUUGAGAUAGAGUUCACGCCUAUGCCGGACGAUUGGAAGGUCACCACCGCGUAGUGCCGCGAGUGCAUAGUACUAGAUUAAACCUUGAUGUGCUGAAUGUAGGAGAAAUUUUCGUUGGUAUUCCCGGCAUAAGACGUACACUCAGUACAAGAUAGUGGGUGUGUGAUUAGA
Molecule: messenger RNA, 767 nt
Organism: Phanerochaete carnosa HHB-10118-sp
Lineage: Eukaryota; Fungi; Basidiomycota; Agaricomycetes; Polyporales; Phanerochaetaceae
Exons: 3
Coding region: 108-650 (180 amino acids)
Source: RefSeq, a predicted model, not a curated record